Messenger RNA from Harmonia axyridis, 2061 nucleotides. RefSeq names its product SUMO-activating enzyme subunit 2 (gene Uba2). Lineage: Eukaryota; Metazoa; Arthropoda; Insecta; Coleoptera; Coccinellidae. Gene Ontology annotation, cellular component: SUMO activating enzyme complex; cytoplasm. The coding region runs from base 125 to 1972 and encodes 615 amino acids. The transcript has 8 exons. Gene Ontology annotation, biological process: protein sumoylation. Gene Ontology annotation, molecular function: SUMO activating enzyme activity. The record is from RefSeq and is a predicted model, not a curated record.
CAAACAUAUAACAGAAAGUGAGGUUAAUUUGCUGUUUUACGAUAAGGAAUAAUAAACAACAUAAGCUUCCUUCAAGAAAAAUAUAAUACAUUCGCCAAUAAUUUAUAUUGACAUAUCAGUAAAGAUGGCAAUUGAUCGUACUCCUUGUGUUUUGAGCGAAAAUGCUAGGAAUUCAAUAAAAAAUUCCAAAUUGCUGGUUGUGGGUGCUGGGGGUAUAGGUUGUGAAAUUCUGAAAAAUUUAGCAUUGUCGGGUUUUACUGAUAUUGAAAUAAUUGAUCUCGAUACAAUUGAUGUCUCAAACUUGAAUAGGCAGUUUUUGUUCCGUAAAGAACAUGUAGGUAAACCUAAAGCUGUGGUCGCAAGGGAAACAAUUUUGGGAUAUAAUCCAGACAUUAGUGUUAAAGCAUAUCAUGACAGUAUAACUAGUCAGGAGUAUGGUGUUAAUUUCUUCAAGCAAUUCAAUGUUGUUUUGAAUGCUUUAGAUAAUAGAGCAGCAAGGAAUCAUGUUAAUCGCAUGUGCUUAGCAGCAGAUAUUCCUUUAAUUGAAUCAGGGACAUCAGGAUACUCUGGCCAAGUUGAACUUAUAAAAAAGAAUGUGACUCAGUGUUAUGAGUGUCAACCAAAACCAGCUCAGAAAACUUUCCCAGGGUGUACUAUUCGUAACACUCCUUCUGAACCAGUACACUGUAUUGUAUGGGCUAAGCAUUUAUUCAACCAACUUUUUGGAGAAGAAGAUCCUGAUCAGGAUGUGUCUCCAGAUUCAGAAGAUCCUGAAGCAAAAACUGAAGAUGGUCACAGUAUGACUGAAUCAGGAAAUGUAAAAAGAAUUUCUACUCGACAAUGGGCACAAGACAAUGAAUAUAAUCCAUCAAAACUUUUCAACAAAUUCUUCUUUGAAGAUAUCCAAUAUCUAUUGAAGAUGGAAAAUUUAUGGAAAUCUCGAAAACCUCCAGUACCAUUAAAUUGGGCAAAUGCAACUAAGGAAGAAGAAAAAAUGGAAAUAGAUGGAGAAGACAAUGUUAAGAAUACAGAUAUGAAAGUAUGGUCUAUCAAUAAAUGUGCAAAAGUUUUUGCAAAAACUGUCGAUAACCUGAAAAUAGAAUUGUUUGGUAAAGAAUUCUUGCUAUGGGAUAAAGAUGAUAAGGCAGCUAUGGAUUUUGUAACUGCUUGUGCUAAUAUUAGAAGUAAUAUAUUUUCUAUUGCCAUGCAGUCAAGAUUUUCCACUAAGUCUAUUGCUGGUAGCAUUAUACCUGCCAUAGCAACUGCAAAUGCCAUCAUAGCUGGUUUGGUGGUCCUCCACACAUUUAGAGUAUUGCAAGAGCAAUAUGAGAAAUGUCCAUCUGUGUAUCUGAGGGCGAAAUCCAAAUUCUCAAAGUCUGUUUUGGUUGCAGACAAUGCAAUUGUAAAAGCCAAUCCUUUGUGCUAUGUUUGUUCACCAAAACCUUUUGUUAAUGUUUUCGUUAACACUUACAUCAUGACUGUCAAAGAAUUUGAAAAUGAAAUAUUGAAAAAACAACUCAAUAUGGUAGCUCCAGAUGUCAUUCUUGAUGGUAAAUUUGUUGUGGUUAUUUCUUCAGAAGACGGAGAAACAGAAGCAAACAAUCACAAAACAUUAGCACAUAUGGGUGUUGUUGAUGGUGUAAUGUUGAAAUGUGAUGAUUUUCUCCAAAAUUAUGAAUUGCAAAUUGCUAUUAAUCAUUAUGAAGCUAAAGACAAGGAAGAUGAUCUCUAUAAAGUAGUUGUUAAUCCUGAAGAGUUAAAAGCAAAGAAAUUAGAUAUUGAAAAUGGUUCACAAAAAAAUGAUGGCACAAUGGAAACUGAUGAUAAUAAAGAUGACUCUGGCGAUGAACCUGUAAUUGUUGAAACUUUGGCUGAAGACCCUCAGGAAGGGUCUUCAUCAAAAAGAAGAAAGCUUAACCCGCCUGAGGAUAGUGAUGAUGACUUGGUGAUACUGGAUGAGAUAAUUGAAUGAAUAUUUUUCAAACCUAAUUGUUCUUUUUUUUCGAAAAUAUGUAUAUGUAGACAUUGAUUUUUGUAUUAAAGUAUCCAAAUUUUUUUUUA